AUGGACUUCCCUGGAGGAUCCACCACCAACGUACGGGUUACUGAUGGAUUCUCCAACAUAUACUGGAGGAUUUAUACAGAGGAGCCCAAUAUAACGAAUAUGCCUGGCGAGGCCCCUGCAAAUGGUUAUACCAUCCUUAAGCACCUCAGCCGCUUAAAGAGUCUCGAGCUUCGGUUGAGGAGCCUGAAUUGCCUAGUAUCGAGCUAUCCGAGGCGACUCGGUCUUUGGGUCUUCUCCGCUACCCCGGAUUUCGAAAGCCUGAUACCUCUCUGCUCAAACGAUGGUAAAGACGAACAGAAUCGACUUUCCGUUGGUGCAUCUACUUUAAAAGUCUCUGCAUCUGGAAGUAUCACCUCCUGGGAGAUUGUCAAGAACCUUUCGGCCGACUCUCCAAACGGAACUGGGGUUUCAUCUGCGCCGCAGCGUUCGCAAAAUGCUAGUACCCCUGUCAGACGAAUGGACGGCUAUAGUAGUUCUGCUACAAUCUACGCCUCCUUCAUAUCGGCGGUGACUGGUGCACUAAAUCUCCACUUGGUUCGGCAUAACAACGCGAUUCCCCUUGGAUCCCGUAGUCUUUUCACUGCUGUGGAUAGGGAUUGCUAUGAGAAUCUCAAUGCUGCCAACAGUGAUCUUUCUUCGGCUUUGACAACGCUUCAAGUUCAAUUGACCCCCGCUGGUAAAUUAACCGUAACACUACAAAUGAUCGCACAGCCCGGCAUCGCACGACUCUGCCAACCUGAGGAUGAUGCUACCGCUUUUCACAGCACAUCUCCUGGGUCUGACUUGUGGCUGUCUCCUAGUGGGUCAAUUGCCCGUCUUGUCACAACAAAUCCAGGCACAUCGAAUGCAUCGUCGCCAUAUCCUCCUGGUGAAGCUGCCUCAACCGAUGGUGAGGCGACAGCUGACGGCAGGCAAUGGAAGGACAGUGUUUUGGAAUGGCUCGAAAACUUUGGUCUAGCUGUGGAUUCGGUUGACAACUCUUCUUGGGUUGAAGUCGAAGUCUGGGAGCCGUUUUACUCUAGACUGGCUGGAGAGACUUGGCGUUUAGGUGAGGAGAACACGUCCUCACUGCCUUUGAAGCGGAUCCUAUGGCCGGCCGUAUUUUGUUUCAAAAGGGUAAAGUCCACGCCUCCUGAUAUCUUGCAAACUGCUUGCUCUCCUGCGAGCGAUCCUUUGGACUUUGCGCAGAAAUGGCACGAAACUGAAAUGCCCGGGAGUGGAGAUAUGCAACCCAAACAGCCUUCCAAUCACCAAGAACAACAAUCCAAGAACGAUGAAAUACCCCCUGCUGCACUUGAUCUUACAGAGGGUCUAGAGAGCCUAUCUCGCGCCUCCCAGUAUCCCGAGCUUCAGACUGCAAGUCUUGUAUAUCCGACACCACCAGAUGGGGCUGCCGCAAUGGGAUUGAACAACAUUGGCUCCUCGGAUGCUGUUGCUGAAGAUACAUAUCUCGGACUUUCUCUCACGCAAGCCCAAAACAAGCAAAGAGCCCAGGACCACUUCUCUGUCAAAGACCGGUCGGAUGGAGAUGUACCCAUGAGCUUUGGGCCAUCGGCCGGGCUUGUUGUAGGAUCUGGAUUAUAUGACACCAACGAAGAUGAUGACCUCUUUGGGGAUAUAAACGAAAGGGAUUUCGGAGCCAAGGGAAUCACUGAUGAGGAUUUCAGCUUUUUUGAUGAUCCCGGGUUUGGCCACAUGGCCGACAGCACGCAUGAUGUUGCACAGACGAUUGCCAAUAUAGAAGAUUCGAAUGAACCAGAGAUGCAGGCUGUUCCUAUUGAAAACACUUCACCGGAAGCCUUCGCCUUACAGGAAACUCCAGCAGAGCAUAUUGAGGUUCCCAAUACAGGCCCCUUGCACAACGAAACAGCGAAGCCAGACCGAGAGAUCGCACCUAGCGACGGUGCAAUGCACCAGUCCCCGCCAGACGAGCAAAACCAAACAAUAAUAAGUCCACCUCUAAGCCCUGUGGAUAUUAAAAAAAUACUUUUUCCGGGGCCAAGCGGAGACACAAAACCGCUUCCCAAGCAAUCACAGGUGCAAAGUUACUAUAACCCUGUUGUUUUUAAACAGAACAUGUCAACAUGGAAUCAGAAGUAUGGUAUAGAGGGCAAGUUCUGGUUUACAAUUACCCAUACGAGGCCGGUCAAAAAACCUAUUAACUCCUUGGGAGAUAUUCCAACCGUUGGCCCCCCUCGGCGUCACAGGAAUAUUUCAACAGCUGGUGGUAUUUCAAAAACAUUUGACGGCCAUGCCAGUCCCCCAAGUGAUGCAGACCAAUUGUGUGCGGAUUCCGACACAAGCAGUGUCUUAAGCGAUGAUAGCAAUAGUGCUGCUUCGACGACUGGUGCUUCUCCAACUACAUUUUCACCCCGCAAAAGAAAGCGUGCCUGCUCUAACUCUGAUAGCUCGCUUGCUUUGUCACAGGACAAACAGCCUGGAGAUCUUGAUCAAGAAUUGUCUGUCCGCAAGGCUGGGCAUUCAACAUUCCUAGGGAACUUUUUGUCCACAUUCUCUGACUGGUCCAUGACAGGCUAUUUCUCUUUCUCAGAAAAUCAAAUAUUUCCCGUGCUCAUCAGCAAAGAAAUCCAGGUUCAAGUUGCUCAAAUCUUAGUGGAUCAGGUCACACAAUCGUCGUUAGAUCAUAAACUUGAUCGACAUUUUGGUCUUUCUGAUCUCGACGACAGAGCACAUUCUGUACAAACUUUCCUUGAGGAUACAGCGUUUAUGAAUGGAAUGGAAAGGCUUGAUCUCAACGGCUUUGUUUCUUUACAGGAUAGCAAUUCAUUGUCUCCUGCGGCUAGCAUUGCUACAUCUCGUCAAACGUUACAACGCAGGGAGACGGGAAAAGGAUCAAUAUUAAAGCUAUCUCCACCACACUUGCGCGUCCGCCGAGGGAAGGAGUAUUUAGAAAUCCUUCCUCCUGCAGCUACUUUCUGGGAAACCUUUGGCUUAGAACCCGUUUCUGGUCCUAAGGAUAUCGCAGCGUAUUGCAUCCAUCCAAGUUGUGCGGCUGAGGCGGCAAAUACAUUCCUAGAAAGACUAGGAUUACUCUACUCGAGUUGUAACCUUGGAAUGCAUGCCAGAGGGGAGGUGCCAAAUGCAUUUGAGCGAGGACUAGGGUCGUGGAAUGUUGGUUCAUUCGAGGCACCAGACUAUCUUUCCAUCAUGCAGUCCUUGAAGACCAUUUGUGAAGAACUAGGAAACUCUCUUCUGAAAUUCGCACCCAACGAAGACAACAUUGUUGUGUAUAUGAUUAACCCAUUCACGCAUGCUGCUGCAAUGGUAGACAUAUGCUCUGCAUUCUGGAGCCUAUUCCAGAAAUAUGUAGCUGAUGCGGAAAAGAAGCAAGCCCGUCAACUAAAUGAGCUGGUGUUGCAAAUUGUUCCAAUUGACUUUGUUGCUUCAACUGAGUCCCUGGUUGUGCCACCGCAGGCAGAGUACCUUAGCUUAGCUUUGGAAGUUUACAGUCGAUGUCCACCCCGCACUGCUCAAUCCAGUCUCGUCAAUUGUGCACCCCCAGCUCUUUUGGCGGAAUCGCUCCCAAAAUCUCUUAGUUUCAAGCUCGCUUCUGAGAAAUCUUCUCCGCUACAGGAAGGAAGGUAUCUCCAUGUUGCGUGCUCUAGAAGCCAAGAUCAACGCUGGAUAAGCGUAGCCUGGUCCGACAAUACCGGAUCUAUCCAGCGAACAAUGUCAUAUAAUCUCCGCUUCCGGGGUGCAAGUACGUCCAGGAGUGCUUCUGAUAUACGGAUUGAAAUCUGUGCAGCAACGAAAGACAUCAUGGACAGGAUACAAGCGCGAUGGAGAAUAGUGGUUGUUCACACAGGAUCUACGGAUCAGGACGAACUUGACGCGUGGUCAAAUUUCAUUGAACAAUACAAUAAAGCGAGCCCGGCCCCUUCAGAAUUGACUAUUGUGAACGUCAGCUCCGCGCCGGAUCUUUACCUCGAACCCCCGAACCUCCCGAUACCAAUGAGCAUCUUCAUUCCACCUACAUCCACGCCGGUAGCCACCCCAAAUCCCAGCGUUCUUUCGCCUGAUCAAAAUGCUUCCACCCCUCCGAACAUCGUGAACGCUCCAACGCCAACGGAAGUCACUUUCGAAGCAGAAUCCGAGUCUUUGCUCAUCGAUAUUUGUGAUGAAUCCUGGGGGGUACUCUUAUCCCAUCGCCUCAACAGCUCCCCGCACAUUACUGAGUACCGUCCUGCUUUAGCUAGCGGGUAUUUACUGCGUCGCAAGGGCACGGUCGAUGGUGACGGUGCGUAUGCCCUAACUGUCAACCUUAUAUAUACCCAACGCCACCCUUCAGCGUAUGAAUCACUCCUCCGUGAAAUUCUGGGAAUGUAUCGUGACCUAGCCACCCUUGCUCGAGUCAGAGGGACAUGUACUGUUCAGAGGAGCACAUUACCUUGGCAUAUCGCCACGGCGGUUCGAGCACAGGAACUGCUGAGUUAUGUUUUGUAA
Aspergillus tanneri is the source of this 4464-nucleotide messenger RNA. RefSeq lists its product as uncharacterized. The record is from RefSeq and is a predicted model, not a curated record. Gene Ontology annotation, cellular component: mediator complex. Lineage: Eukaryota; Fungi; Ascomycota; Eurotiomycetes; Eurotiales; Aspergillaceae. The transcript has 5 exons. Gene Ontology annotation, molecular function: transcription coregulator activity. Gene Ontology annotation, biological process: regulation of transcription by RNA polymerase II. The coding region runs from base 1 to 4464 and encodes 1487 amino acids.